AGAGACGCUCUAUCCACCGCCAGAGAAGAGCCUCACAACCCCGGACCGUUAUUCGCGGAGCUGCCACCCACAUCCCUACUAGCGCGGUCCGCCGCGGCGCAGCCGUGCUUCUCGGGUUUACAGCUUACAUAGCAUGGGUACGAUUUAAAACGCUCCGUACUACCAAACCAUUAUCAGUUUCGUUUAAGAUACUUCUCUCGCAAGUCGGGCUGAGACUGAGAUGAUGGAGCACUGGAGGCAGUGCGCGCUGUGGCUGAUAAACUGUAAGGUGCUCCCACCUAGCCACCGGGUGACCUGGGAGUCUGCGCAGGUAUUUGACUUGGCUCAAACCCUACGGGAUGGAGUCCUCCUGUGCCAUCUGCUCAACAACCUGAAACCCCAAUGCAUCAACCUGAAGGAAAUCAACCUCAGACCGCAAAUGUCACAGUUCCUGUGCCUGAAGAAUAUCAGGACCUUCCUAGGGACAUGCAGCGACACAUUCGGGAUAAAGAAAAGUGAUCUGUUUGAUGCUUUUGAUCUUUUUGAUGUCAGGAACUUUGGGAAGGUCAUGGAGACUUUAUCCAUACUCUCCCAUACAAUGAUUGCACAGCAAACAGGAAUCAGACCUUUUCCUACAGAGGAGAGCGUUGAAGAUGAGGACAUUUAUAACCACCUGGAGGAUCUCAUAGAUGAGAACAGGUUGGAGGAUGAGGAAGAUCUAUACGACUGUGUUUAUGAUGAUGAAGAAGGUGGAGAGAUCUAUGAGGACCUGAUGAAGACGGAAGCCAUCCCUCCUCCGGCAUAUCAGAAGCAGGCGGAGAUUGACAUCAGGAGUUGCUGCUUGAUGGAGCUGAAGCAGACGGAGGAGAAAUACACAGAGACCCUGGAGUCUAUAGAGAAGCACUUUAUGACGCCCCUCUCUAUGUUUUUACCCACGCUGGAGAUGGAGAAGGUGUUUGUGAAUAUCCCGGAUCUGGUUAAAGUUCACAGAUGUUUACUUUUGGAAAUCAAAGAGUCAGUCCACCAAAGAGGUUCUCAGAACCUUUACCAGAUCUUCAUCUCUUUCAAAGAGAGGUUGCUGAUUUAUGGGAAAUACUGCAGCCUUGUGGAGACGGCCAUCGUCACCCUCGAUAGCAUCUGUAAGAACAGAGAGGAUGUUCGCAUGAAGCUAGAGGAAUGUUCAAAGAGAGCCAAUUAUGGAAAGUUCACUUUGAGAGACCUGCUGGUGGUUCCGAUGCAGCGGGUGCUGAAGUAUCACCUCCUCCUGCAGGAGCUGGUGAAACACACUCAUGACGCUGCUGAGAAGAGCAACCUACGGACGGCACUAGAUGCUAUGAAGGACUUGGCUCAGUACGUUAAUGAAGUCAAGAGGGACAACGAGACGCUCAGAGAGAUCGAUCAGUACCAGAAAUCCAUAGAAAACUUGAAUCAGACUCUGAGAAACUACGGGAGGCCCAAAGGUGACGGGGAGGUGCGCGUGUCCUCAGUGGACAAACGAGCCAAACAGGACAGGCAUAUCUUCCUGUUUGACUCCGCAGUGAUCGUUUGCAAACGUCGAGGAGACAACUACGAGAUGAAAGAAGUGAUCGACCUGCACAACUUUAAGAUCACUAACAACCCAACGGCGGACAAGGAGAACCGAAAGUGGUCCUAUGGAUUCUACCUCACUCACAACCAAGGACAGAAUGGCUUUGAGUUUUUCUUCAAGACCAAAGAGCUAAAAAAGAAGUGGCUGGAGCAGUUCGGCAUGGCCAUAUCAAACAUUCGUCCUGAGAAUGCCACCAACAAUUUCCACGAGUUCCGAAUGCACACAUUUGAGAGAAUCACCUCCUGCAACUCUUGCCACAUGCUGCUGAGGGGCAUCUUUAACCAGGGUUACCUGUGCUCCAAGUGUGGUUUAGGCGCCCAUAAAGAAUGCCUCGGCCGCUUUGGCGUCUGUGGAAAAACAGAUUCCAGCUCCGUCAGAACUCAGGGUAAAGCUAAAGACUCAGGUCUGCCCAAGAUGCUGGUCAUCAGGAACUACUUCGGAGUACCGAGCCCCGCCUCUGGCCAGGCGCUCAGCAUCCAGACUGGUGACAUCAUUGAACUAAUUCGUGCUGACCUGCACAGCCCCUGGUGGCAGGGCAGGAUUCCGUCGACGAGGGAGGCUGGCUUCUUCCCAAGCGACGCCGUGAGGCCCUGUCCAUGUCUCCCAAAGCCCGUGGAUUACUCGUCCCAGCUCUGGUUUGCAGGUCCGAUGGAGAGGUUCCAAGCAGAGGCAGAACUCGUCAACCGGGUCAACAGCACCUAUCUGGUUCGCCAUCGCAGCAAAGAGUUCACAGAGUAUGCCAUCAGUAUAAAGUACAACAACGACGUGAAGCACAUAAAGAUCCUGACCAGAGACGGCAGCUACUACAUCGCAGAGAACAGGAAGUUCAGGGGCAUUUUUGAGCUGAUUGAGUACUACAAACACCACUCACUAAGGGAGGGCUUCAAGAGCCUGGACACCACCCUGCAGUUCCCUUAUCGGCAGCAGGAGAACCCUGCUGUGCACCGACUCAGCCGGUCCAGUACCAACACUCCAUUGCUCUGCGGCAUCUCUCUUGUUUCUCCUGCUGGCUACAGCUUUGUGCCUCCUUCCUCUGCUCCCUUCUGGUCAGCGUUAACUCCCAAAGUUAUCGGAAUGGCUAUAGCGCGGUACGACUUCAGCUCUCGUGACACGCGGGAGCUGUCGCUGCAGGAGGGAGAGGUGGUGAAGAUCUACACCAAGACGGGCUCCAAUGGCUGGUGGAGGGGCGAAGUCAACAGCAGGGUCGGCUGGUUUCCAUCCACCUACGUGGAGGAGGUUGAGGAGUAAAAGUUCCAUCCUGGGAAGAAGAUUGGAAUAAUAGCUUAGCUCCUCUGAGCCGCUCCAGCCGUACCUUUCAGAGCGAUGCAGACGUUUAGCUCUCCUUCACGCUGUUGCCUGAAACCAUCCAACGGCCUUCGGCGGACACAAGGGCUGCAGAGACGUUCUGGUUGACUCUGUGUGGCUAACUGAGUCCACCAACAAGCAGCUUGACUGUCAGUGGAGAAUACUUCCUCUCCCUCCUUUCCUCUCAUCCAUCCAUCCAUAAUCCAUCCCUCUCUCCUGCUGUAACCCCGGCCAGCAGCAGUCACCCCUCCUCAACUCCCACCUGCCAAGUCAGGUGUCACCAAAACUGUCACGAGUGAAUCCUCAGAUGCUGCUACUCCACUCAUGCACUCGUCUAUCCAUCCAUUCAUCCUUCACUCCACGCCAUCAGGGAAUAGCACAGAAGAAGAACCACACUGUAAAGUUUUUUUCUGUCUUUCUUUUCAUCUUCGUCUCCAUCCAAAGGGAUUUCAGUCAGUUAUGACCUUGGCUGUGUUUGUUCAACAAAGCAGGUUGUUAUUGAUGACUUGGUGACCCAGAUUGUCUCUCUCUCUCACAAACACACACACACACACACACACACACACACACACACACACACACACACACACACACACACACACACACACACACACACACACACACACACACACACACACACACACACACACACACACACACACACACACCAUCCUUCUUCAGAUUGCGAUCACCUCACACACACGCUUACUGAAGAUGAUGACAGUAGAGAGGGAUGGUGUUGGAUAGCACCACUACGCCAGCGAUUGAUCGCUGUUGUUCCUGUUUUCCUGCCCCCUCUUUUAUCUGCGAGCCGGCCUCUCGUGUUUUUAGUGUUCUCGGCCGAGAGCGAUCCUCCGAUCUUAUCAGGCCAGCUCUGUCAACAACCGCAUGUUUGCUGAGGGUUUAUCUUAUUACAGGUAUUAGGAGCUUGUUGGGGAGGGAGCCGUGGCACCUGGGAGACCUUCUCAGGAACAGCUGUGUUGCAUCGGUUUGAUUUAGACCUUUGAUUUUUGUCUUGGUCUCAAGUCAGAGGGACUGGAGGCUGAUGGUGUUCUGUAUGGUGACUGCAGGUCUAGAUUUGUUUUAUUAAGGAAAACAGUUGGGCCCUGAGUGUUGGUGAAAUUAUGCAUGUUUCAAAAUGGUUUCAAAACUUUUGGCGGAGUUGCAGGUUUUUGAUCUCACAUUUAGACAUUAUUAAUGCAAAACAAAUUUCACCAAAUCUAUGAGACAGAAUGUUCUAGAUAUGUUUGGCAUCUACGGGAGAGGUCGGUGAGAAAAAUGCUUGCAACAUGUAAAGCAAAUUGAUUAAAAAAUGAUUAAAUUAGUUCAUAAAUUGAAUUAAAAAAUUGCAUGAAUGUUUGCAGUUAUUUGAUAUUUGACCCAAACGUGAUCUUAAAACUCCUCAUAAAAGUCUUAUUUACCAAUUUACUGUGAUUCCAAAUCAUAUUGUGCACAUUUUCUCCCAAUUAAAGUCUUAACUAGUCACCAACAGUUGAGAUGCUCUCAGACCCUAACCCUUAACAAACAAACUGCAGUAAUAUCAAGCCCUUUUGUCUCGUCCCAGACCGCGUACAUGGGUGAAAAAAACAGCAUAAGUUGUGUUUUGGAUGCUGGAAUGCUGGUCCAGCAUGCAGUCUGGGUAACUGGAUGCUGAACUUGUAUGCUAGACCAACAUCCCAUGCCGGAUCAGCAACCUAUGAUCCACCAGUCCACCAAGACACUACAUAUGCCAGUCUAUGCUGUUUUUUUUUUCUUUUUUAACCAGGGUUGGUCACAUAUGGAAUUUAUACUGGGAAACUGUAAGCAUCCCAACAUAUUUUGUUUGUGGGUACCAUGGUAACCCCACAUUAGGCCCGUUUCCACUCCAGGGUAAUAAUACUGAAACUUGUAGUAUGCUUGUGUCUCCUUCUCACCGGGCUGGCUCAAAAGACCAUUUUCUGGGCUUUUUCAGGAACCAACCAAGUGGUAGAGUCACUGAAUGGGACUUGUGGUCAGCUAAUGCAGAUUAGUUGUGAAACAGUAGGAAAUGGCAUGACAGACAUCACCAAAUAUCAUUUGUUAAACCGGAAACUGGUUGCUGGUUAAGCAGAUUGGAAAACAAAGACAAGAAGCGACGUUCACGCUGCCUUAAAAUCGCAGUUUCUAGACUCCCAACACCAAAAAGUGUGGCGGAAAUCCUCCCGCGGCGUUGAAAUUCACCGUACUGUUUUAUGAAACUAAAAAUGGAGCUUCUUCUGGUCAUUGAACACCGCUUUUUACAUCACACAGACCAAUCUCUCUGUUCUCAGACUUGAUUCAUUUACGCCAAACUUUGACAGAAUAAAACUUUUUUGAAUGUUUUAAUGGCUGUGGACGCCUUUUGGCGCUGACCAGUGAUGUCACUCACUGCCAAAGCAGUCAUGAAAUGCUGAUAUCUUAGCAAUGUCCUGCUCUUGUAUGGGGACACAACAUCUGAGAGGACUGAGGUGUCAUGUCUCCUGGUCAUAUUUCCCCCUCCCAGAAAUUUCUCAGGACCCUCGUAGUGGAAACACAGCUAUAGACGGGCUCUACAUUGGUUUUCAGAGGGACCCAGAUGGUUGGACUCAUUUAUGAGCUCAUUACAUUUUUUGUGGGCAAUCACCUGUGGGGCCCCUAUGAAAACCCUUUUUGGCCCCAUACGCUUUUCCUGUAUUCCAUAUGGGGCCCACAUAUGUAUGCUGGCUGGUAGUUGGGAGUUUUACUGACUCAUUUCCUGAGUUUGAUUCACACAUCAGUCAAAACACUAUUUGAAACUUCGACUGGGGUGUUUGUGUGUAUGGAGCUGUCACGCACACAUGUUCAGUCAUAGACACUGAAGUAUGUUUAGUCAUUUUUUGAGUGUAAACUGAAGUUUAACCCGGAUCACAGAGCAGCUGAGUUGUGACUAACUAGAUAUCUGGUUUAAAAACAGCCCCGAGGCGCUGCUCAGUUUCAAAGUUCCCUCGCUCUCCUGUCAUGCCUUCAUUGUGUUGAUGCCAGUGGGCAUGUGCCACGGCUCAACUGAGCGUUUCAUGUGAAGAUCUGCUUUUGUGUGACUUUAAUAGAGUCAUUGAGAACCAUUAACCACCUCCCGCCAGAGCCCCCACUCUGAGUUUUUGUGUUUUCUGUCAGAUUGUUUUACCACAAUUAGAGAGAGAGAAAAAAAGAAACCGAUUCCAUUAAAGUGCUUUUGCGUUCUGACAUCCCUCCACUUUUAGCUCAUCAACAGUGUCAUUAAGUGACCACUAGAUGGAAGCAUCCUAAAUGGAGCCUCAGGUUGCUUGGGUCUAGAGGUGACAUCAUAAUUAGUAUUCCAGGAGGCAGCUGGACGCCUCGGACCUGUUGCUGGGACAUGAGAGAGAAAGAAAUAAUCAAAUAAAAACAAGCCGUAGAGUCACAUGACUCCCACAUAGACCUUUUUGUAAAAACCCCGCUCAUGAAGUCCUUUUUACAUAAAUUGUAGCUGCCUCAUCAGCUGUUCCUGAAAAGUUUUACUGCACCUGCUCCCAAACCAAAGAUCCUCACAUCUCUAUCUUCAGGAGGGAUUUUGGAGGUCUUUAUUCCAAAACAGGCACAACCUGAGCUUCUCCCACGUUAAUCCACUCCUCCACCCAGUCGAACUCUAACAGCGAGGCCAUUUACAGCUGCAGGCCUUCCUCUCCUCCCAAUACGCUUCCUUUUUAUUUUAUUUAUUUUUUUAGCACAGGAGGGAUCGGUGGAAGGCUCAAGGGUAUCUGUGAUCUAAUCAUUACACCAUCUCCUCACCUCGGCGACCCCGCUGUAUUCAUCUCUCUGUCUGCUCUCGUCGCUCUACCCCUAUCUCACCAUGUCGCUUCUCCCUCUUUCUAUCUCUCGUUCUAUCUUUGUCCUCUCGGCUUCUCUGUCCCUCACCUGCAGCGGGCUGUAACCUCGGCCUCUGCGUGCUGACAGGAGGAGAACCUAAGAACCAGUAUUAUUUGAGAAGGGAAUCAUAUCUGUAAACAAAAUGAGUUCAAAUGAGAUAAAUGUGAUUUUUUUCCCCACACAGCUGUGCAGAUGUGAAGGAAAGCAUUUUGGCACGACUCCUGUAAUCUGAAGUUUGCGCUCUGCUCUCGGUGUCUAUGUUGUGCCCAUGAAGCCAAAGAUGUACGCUGUAUCUGCUGUACUCAGUUGUGUGUCUCCUAACCACGGUACCGACCGCCGAGGCCUGACUCUGCAACCGUGCAAUCCUGACUGUGUAGCAGAACCUUGUAUUGUUGCUGUAUCAUACUGUAAAUAUUGUACAUAGAUCAUAAUAAAGCUAUACACUGCUUCUUCUAA
Molecule: messenger RNA, 7168 nt
Organism: Nothobranchius furzeri (turquoise killifish)
Lineage: Eukaryota; Metazoa; Chordata; Actinopteri; Cyprinodontiformes; Nothobranchiidae
Gene: vav3a
Product: guanine nucleotide exchange factor VAV3
Biological process (GO): cell migration; regulation of GTPase activity; intracellular signal transduction
Cellular component (GO): cytoplasm; plasma membrane
Molecular function (GO): protein binding; guanyl-nucleotide exchange factor activity
Source: RefSeq, a predicted model, not a curated record